CUGCCGAAGGAAGUGGCGUGGCGUCACUUCCGGCCUCCCUCUAGCUGCCAUCUUGCGUCCCCGCGUGUGUGCACCUAUCGUGAGCUGGUGUGCCCGAGACCCCCCUUGAGCAUCCACCCUCAGUUCCCCCGCGCGGCCCCAUUUCCGCUCCGACAAGAUGAAAGAAACUAUUAUGAACCAGGAGAAGCUGGCCAAACUGCAGGCACAAGUGCGCAUUGGUGGGAAAGGAACUGCUCGUAGAAAGAAGAAGGUGGUUCAUAGAACAGCUACAGCAGAUGAUAAAAAACUUCAGUUCUCCUUAAAGAAGUUAGGAGUAAACAAUAUCUCUGGUAUCGAAGAGGUGAAUAUGUUUACAAACCAAGGAACAGUGAUCCACUUUAACAACCCGAAAGUCCAGGCAUCUCUGGCAGCAAACACUUUCACCAUUACAGGCCAUGCUGAGACAAAGCAGCUGACAGAAAUGCUUCCCAGCAUCCUAAACCAGCUUGGUGCAGACAGUCUGACUAGUUUAAGGAGACUGGCUGAAGCUCUGCCCAAGCAAUCUGUGGAUGGAAAAGCACCACUUGCUGCUGGAGAGGAGGACGAUGAUGAAGUUCCAGAUCUCGUGGAGAAUUUUGAUGAGGCUUCUAAGAAUGAGGCAAACUGAACUGAGGCAACUUCAGAAGAAGAAAAACUUGAAGGGGUUAUUGGGAGCUGCUGUUUUAUAUUAUGACUGCUUUUUAAGAUUCUUUUGUUCAUGGAUCUGAUAAAAUCUAGAUCUCCAAUAUUUUUAAGCUGAAGCCCCUUGGACACUGCAGUUCUUUUCAGUUUUUGCUUAUAUACAAUUCAUUCCUUGCAGCUAGUUAAGCUGUAGAAGCCUGGGAAUAAAGUUUGAAACAUGAAUAAACGUCUUUGCCUAGUA
This is a messenger RNA of Jaculus jaculus (lesser Egyptian jerboa), 901 nucleotides long. It is a transcript of the gene Btf3, whose product is annotated as basic transcription factor 3. The record is from RefSeq and is a predicted model, not a curated record. Gene Ontology annotation, cellular component: nascent polypeptide-associated complex; cytosol. The coding region runs from base 158 to 646 and encodes 162 amino acids. NCBI's taxonomy places the organism in Eukaryota, Metazoa, Chordata, Mammalia, Rodentia, Dipodidae. The transcript is spliced from 6 exons.